Molecule: messenger RNA, 591 nt
Organism: Lithohypha guttulata
Lineage: Eukaryota; Fungi; Ascomycota; Eurotiomycetes; Chaetothyriales; Trichomeriaceae
Exons: 1
Coding region: 1-591 (196 amino acids)
Source: RefSeq, a predicted model, not a curated record
AUGGCUUCUCAGGCCACAUACCAAAUCGCAUCGCCUUCUCCAGUCACUACCGUCGACGAUGAAGAUCCUGAAAUGGUCUUUGUACAACAGAUAGCGUCUCCUGCCACAGUAUUGUCCACCGAGAUUGGGGAUCACCUUCCAUCACCGACACCACACCACACCACACUCGCUAGGGGUAAAGCUCGCAUGGCCUGCGAAUUUCGUGCUCGACGACACCAUCGUCUAGAGGCGACGUAUGACAACGUGAUAAGGAUCGGCAGACUGAUGCUCCCAUUAGCCCAGCAGAGCUUGAAAGCGAAGCUGCAAGGGGACUUCCGGCUGCUCUUGGCUGAGGUAAAUCAGCGCGCAGAAGAACGUUUUGGACGCGGUCAGUACGACAUAACGGAUCUAUACACUCACUUCGAAGCUAUGAAGCUCGUACGGCUAGCUCAAUACGAGAACGACAAGGAAGCCACCGAGAGCAUCUACUCGAAUACCGACAUGCGGCGAUCGUUCCCUAACGUGUACGAGCGACUCGAUUACUGUACAGGCAUAUAUCUACUCGUACUGGGUCAGAUCAGCAAAGGGGAACAAAUCGAUGCAGGAAAAUAG